AUGUUGAAUUGUUUAAAUUGCUAUGAAUUUUAGAAUUAUUAAGAUGGUUCAUUGUAUUAAUGUAUUUAAUGUAAAGAAGGAUAUAUUCCAAGUAUAAGUGGAUGUAUUCCAUGUCCAAAUGGAUGUCUUAAUUGCUACGAAGUAGGAAUGUAUUAGCAAAGUAAAGUCAAUUUUACUAAUAUUUUUAUCUAUGAAAGAUAAAUAUUAUUAAGCUUAACACUUUAAUAAAGAAUUUAAUACUAUGAGCUAUUUAAAGUUGAGAUGCUAUGUUCUGUUUGCUAGCAAGGAAGAAUUUUGAGUAAUACUCAAUCAUCUUGUGUAUUUCCUGUCUGCGGAAAAUAUUGCCAAACUUGCAUAUUUUAUUAAGAUCAACCAUUUUGUGUAUAAUGCAAUUCUAAUCUUUUGUUCUCUGAAAUAGCUUCUAUUUAAAUGUACAUAUCUCAAAUGUACUUUAAUACUGUAUAUUUUAAUUAAAUUAAUUUGAUGAUUAGCUUCGAUCAAAAGCAAUAAAACUGUAAAUUAUGCCCUAUGCUAUGUGAAACAUGUGAAGAUAAGAGCUAAUAUUUUAUGAAUGGAGCCUUUGAUUUAUAUGAUACAAAGUGUUACUCAU
Messenger RNA from Tetrahymena thermophila SB210, 610 nucleotides. RefSeq lists its product as hypothetical. The annotation marks the transcript as partial. The transcript has 2 exons. Lineage: Eukaryota; Ciliophora; Oligohymenophorea; Hymenostomatida; Tetrahymenidae. The record is from RefSeq and is a predicted model, not a curated record.